Molecule: messenger RNA, 622 nt
Organism: Schistosoma rodhaini
Lineage: Eukaryota; Metazoa; Platyhelminthes; Trematoda; Strigeidida; Schistosomatidae
Source: the annotation of a GenBank genome assembly
CUAAACCAAUCAGAAUGACGGAUAAUGAAUUAUUUCUUAUAAUUAAUUCUAUUGCUUAAUAAACCUAAGUACAUACAAAGAAAAAAAGAGAAAAACAUCCUUUCCUUACUAAUAUAGAAAAUUAUAAAAAAGGAUUCAUUUGAAUACCAAUUUAUGGUAUACAGUAAUAGUCGGUUUUAUAUCAUCAAUACUCCUAUACAAUAAUUACAAUAGAUUAAUGAAUAUGAUUUGCAUGAAAUUCUAUUUAUCAUCAUUUAUAAUUAUUGUAUUCUCUAUUGUAUUGAACAAUUGUAAUCGGAUGAUACAUGAAUAUGAUGAACCACUCAUGGAUUUUACUAAUUCCGAUUACAUGAUGGACUUUCCCAGAGAAGAAUUAUGGUUUAAACGGGUACAUGAACGUAGACUUAAAAAGAAAGACCGAUUACCAAUAUCAGUUAAACGUCCACAGAAGUCAGCAAGUUACUACUAUGAUCUUUAUCGGCAAUCAAUGUUACCAACCAAUGAAUUUCUUGGUUAAAAGAUCAAGAAAUGUCUAUUAAUUGACUUAUAUUGUUCAUUUAUAUGUACGUAUGUAUGUUCUAAAGAAAAUAAAGAUAAAUAAAUGUUGAAUGUUUAUUAGUUA